AUGGACGGUCUGAGGAUCCGAAUUCUGAAGAGUCUUCUCCAUAAACCUAUCACUUAUUUCGACAGCGAAGAUACGCCUCCGGCCUUUUGUGUGGCCUCAAUGCUACAAAAUGCACCCGAUGCCAUGGCGGCACUGGAUUAUCGAAUCGUGAUCAAUCUGAGCAACUUAUUAGCGUGUGCCAUCGGUGUCAUUAUAGCGAUCACAUUUUCGUGGUGGAUGGGUCUUCUUGGAGCAGCAUUAUCAUGCUCUCUGCUCCUGUUAACCUUGCUCAAUAUCCGAGUCGUCUAUAGAUGUCACGAAAAGAAAGAAAAAGAGGAUCACAGUUCCGAGAGCGCCAUUGAGAUCAUUGAGCAAGCACGAUCUAUCAAGCUGGCUGUGGUUGAAAAAUACUUCUUGCGAAAGUACGCACAACAGUGUCGAGCGUCAACUCGAUACAAUUUCUGGAUAGGGCUCACCGAAGCGGUGAACUUUGCCACAACACAGUCUUUUGUGUUCUUCAGCGAUUAUGGCCUGUUACCUGCUGGGAACGUGCUGCGAUAUGUGCUCUCUACGAAACCUGCUAGCUGCGCACCUCAUAUCGAAAGUCAGCAGACUUGUCAUCCGGUGCCAAGUGCUCAUCUUCAACAGAGGGAGCUCGCCCAGGAUGCUGGAGGCGGAAACGUCUUGGUUGCCACGUUGGUACCACCAACUGGAAUGGUAUAG
Messenger RNA from Cooperia oncophora, 702 nucleotides. The record is from the annotation of a GenBank genome assembly. NCBI's taxonomy places the organism in Eukaryota, Metazoa, Nematoda, Chromadorea, Rhabditida, Trichostrongylidae.